This is a messenger RNA of Brassica napus (rape), 4300 nucleotides long. Its product is annotated as high-affinity nitrate transporter 2.1-like. Lineage: Eukaryota; Viridiplantae; Streptophyta; Magnoliopsida; Brassicales; Brassicaceae. Gene Ontology annotation, cellular component: plant-type vacuole membrane; plasma membrane. Gene Ontology annotation, biological process: cellular response to nitrate; nitrate transmembrane transport. The transcript is spliced from 3 exons. The record is from RefSeq and is a predicted model, not a curated record. Bases 1713 to 3221 code for a protein of 502 amino acids. Gene Ontology annotation, molecular function: nitrate transmembrane transporter activity.
UACUAUAUACGCAUAUCUACCUAUCAAUUGGUCAUAGCAGAUUUGAAUUUUUUUAACGCUGAUUUAUUAUGAUAUUACAGUUAUAAUAUGAGAAAGAUUACAUAGACGAUUCGAGAACCGACAAUACUACAUGCCUUAUGAGGAUCUACACCUAACUGCAUCACCUGAGCCGUUUUACGAAGAUCUACGUCUGACAAGAUUUAUUUGCACCAUGUUAAAGAUUUUUUGUAAGUCUUUUUUUCGUAGUCUGUAUAAUUGUUUAAUAAAUACAGGUUUCAAAUCCCAGAGAGAUAUUUGAUAUCCUUUAUGUAUUAAAUCAAAAACCUAUUUUCAAUUAUGUAUUUGAUAUAAAAAGUGAUUAUGAAUUAUUUUGUUCUACAAGUCUACAAGGUUGUAUCUUUUUUUUUUUUUUUUUUCUUACAAGGUUGUAUCUAACUCUAUACAAGGCCUUAUAAUAGUUAAAUAUUACGUCCCAUAUUUUAUGAUUUUUGUUUAAUGCCUUGUUUAUCCUUUUCUUUGAAAACAUUUAAAGAAUUUAAGCUUAUGUUACAAACGAAUCUAAAAAUAUCACACCACCCAAUUUUUUGUUUCUUUAUACGAAUUUUACUAUAGUCGUUGAUAUAAUUUGUUUCAUGCAUUUAUAUUAUAAAGUUGCAAGUAAAUUAAUUUAAAGAUAACCACCAACUUAUUAUUUCAACGUUUAAAUUCCUGCAAAGCGCAAAACAUGUCGAGUUUUUACCAUUUAAUAUUAAAAUUUAUAUUCAAAAACUCAGAUUAAAACCUAAAUUAGCCCAUAACAAACUAAAAGUGAAAACAUUGAAAUACAUAAGCAAUAAAAGCGUUUAAGAAAGAAAAUAUAUAAAAGUAAAUAAAAUUCAAAGAGAGGAGGUGAAAAUUUAUUUUUGAACAAAUAACACGAUUCAAAGAGACGAGAUUAUAUUAAAGUUUAAGAAAGAAAAUAAUAAUAAAAGUAAAUAUAAUUUAACGUCGGUGUGCUGGAGCUUGUAUAGUUGUAUUGAAGAUUCUUGCAUCCACAUGUCCUUCCAAUUGGAGUAAACAAAGAUUUAUAGUCGAUCCUAUAUUAUACUUUUUAUAGUAUGUGGGGGCAAUCCAAAUUUUAACAAAAUAAAAUUAUCAAAAAUUAUAUUAUUCUUUUUUUUUGGCAUCAAAAAAGAAUUUUAUAUUAUUCGUACACUUGAUUAUUAUGAGAAAACAUAUCUAAGUAACCUGGGUUCUAAAUAAAACUAACUUCAUAAAACCUUGACAAUUUUUUAUCAUCUUUUGAAAUUUGAUUUGUGUAUCCAUCAUAUUUAACUUUAUUUUAACUUAGGAAAUAUUUGUAUACAGAUUGAAAUUUAAUGAAUUGAUUGGUCAUAUUUUUUACAAAAUAGAACAUCAAAUUAAAUAAAUGAAAUUUGGAAACAGCUUGGACAUGCAGAAGGAUUCCACUUCCACAUGUACAUGACGAACGAAUAGCAUUUUUAGGCAACCUUUGGAAAUAAGCCCGAGACUUGAAAGAUGCGUGCGGCGAAGAUGGAAUCUUCCAAACAAUACUAUUAAAUCGUUAGUUAACGUUUUAGAAUCUCUAAAGAAUGUAUUCUUUGUGACUUUGUCAACACUACCGAACUCUAUAUAAACCCUAACGUGAUCAAUAAACUUGAAUCAAGUCUCAAACUUGUAAAGCAAAAGAACUUCAUAUAUCUUUUAUAUCAAUGGGUGAUUCUAUCGGUGAUACCGGAAGCUCCAUGCAUGGAGUAUCCACCGACAAGACGGGCAAGUACGAUCUCCCCGUGGACUUGGAGGAUAGGGCAACAGUUUUCAAGCUCUUCUCCUUCGCUAAACCUCACAUGAGAACGUUCCACCUCUCGUGGAUCUCUUUCUCCACAUGUUUUGUCUCGACGUUCGCGGCUGCACCACUUGUCCCCAUCAUCCGGGAGAACUUGAACCUCACCAAACAAGACGUAGGAAACGCUGGAGUUGCCUCAGUCUCGGGGAGUAUAUUCUCUAGGCUGGUGAUGGGAGCAGUGUGUGAUCUUCUUGGUCCCCGUUACGGAUGUGCAUUUCUUGUGAUGCUUUCCGCACCAACGGUGUUCUCAAUGAGCUUCGUGAGUGGAGCCGCGGGGUUCAUAACGGUGAGGUUCAUGAUAGGGUUCUGCCUAGCCACGUUUGUGUCGUGUCAAUACUGGAUGAGCACUAUGUUCACCAGUAAGAUCAUCGGUCUGGUGAACGGGACAGCCGCCGGGUGGGGAAACAUGGGAGGUGGCAUAACGCAGUUGCUCAUGCCGGUUGUCUAUGAGAUCAUAAGGCGCUGUGGUGCAACAGCGUUCACAGCCUGGAGAAUUGCCUUCUUUGUCCCUGGUUGGUUGCACAUUAUCAUGGGAAUCUUGGUGCUCACGCUAGGUCAAGAUCUCCCAGGUGGGAACCGAAAUGCCGUGGAGAAAAAGGGAAAAGUUGUCCAAGACAAACUUGGGAAGAUUAUGUGGUGUGCCGUUAGUAACUACAGGACUUGGAUCUUCGUUCUUCUCUAUGGAUACUCUAUGGGAGUCGAGUUGAGCACUGAUAAUGUUAUCGCCGAGUACUUCUUUGACAGGUUCCACUUGAAGCUUCACACAGCUGGAAUCAUAGCAGCAUCUUUCGGAAUGGCCAACUUCUUUGCUCGUCCAGCAGGAGGCUAUGCAUCUGACCUUGCAGCCAAAUACUUCGGGAUGAGAGGGAGGUUAUGGGCGUUGUGGAUCAUUCAGACAGCAGGUGGUCUCUUCUGCGUGUGGCUCGGCCGUGCCAACACCCUCGUUACUGCCGUUGUAGCUAUGAUCCUCUUCUCUUUAGGAGCACAAGCCGCUUGUGGAGCCACCUUUGCCAUCGUGCCUUUUGUCUCCCGGCGAGCCCUAGGCAUCAUCUCGGGUCUAACCGGGGCUGGAGGAAACUUCGGGUCAGGACUCACACAGCUUAUCUUCUUCUCCACCUCACGCUUCACAACUGAACAAGGGCUAACGUGGAUGGGAGUUAUGAUAGUUGCUUGCACGUUGCCUGUGACUUUGUGUCACUUUCCUCAGUGGGGAAGUAUGUUCUUGCCUCCUUCCACAGUUACGACGGAGCAGUAUUAUGUUUCUGAGUGGAGCGAGGAAGAGAAGGAGAAGAACAUGCAUCUAGGCAGCCUCGCGUUUGCCAAGGACGCCGAGUCUGAGGGCGGCCGAAGAGCCCAAUCAACCAUCAUUGUUUGAUUAAUCAAUGAUUUCAUUUAUGUGGUAUGGAACUACCUUUGGGAAAACAAACACAUUGUUUCCAUGUUGCUUUUAUUGCGUUUUGCUUUUUUGUUUUUGCCUUUCUUGAAUUUCUUUUGUUUGUUUGUACUGAGCGUUUUUUAGUUAAAACUUAAAAGCUCUUUUUAAUUGAAGUGUGCCUGCAUGUUGAGAAAUCACGAAAGUGUUUACUUCUUUUUAAUCAUGAUAAAAAACGAUCAUAAUCAUGUUUUCAAGAAAAGAGAUACGGUGAUUGAUUGUGUCUGUGAUGAGUUUAUAUGUUAUGUUCAAUCAAACAUUUAAGCUGUGUUCACUUGCAAAACGUUAAUGCCAAGCGUUUUAAAUCGGAUCUUCUAGUAUCUCCAAGUAAUCAUGCAUGGAUGUCCACAUAUCUUGCCGCAAAAGUUAUAUGGACGCUUAAAAAAAUUAGGUUUUUCUUUGUGCACCUUAUUUUUUGUGCACCAUUAAAAAAAUUAGGUUUGAAUUUGUUAUAUAUAUGUAAGUCUGUAAGAUAUAUAUCUGAUGUCAAAUACAUGAACGUAAUGACGUUUUUUGUCCUAAUUAUGCAGGACCGGUCAUGGGCAAAAUCUAACGAAACAUUGACUUUAGGUCCUUAAAAAUUUUGGAAAAAAUUACAUAGAAAAAAGUCUCCAAAAUUUUUUUUUAGGCCCCCAAAUUUACCAAAAAAAAUUUAUAGCUGGAAUUUUUUAAAAACUGCCUACAGCUCCCUAAAUCUCAGGGUCGGCCCUGUCCUUACGUUCCUUUUUUACACCACGCUGUCAUUACGUUAAACGUAUAAAACAUUAGAUUGAAAUGGUAAUUUAGACGCACAUAUAACUUAACCUAAUAAACCAACCAAACUAAUAGUCAAACUAUAUAUAUAUAACUCCAAGAUUCUUAAUCGACCCCAGCGUUUCCAGAGUUCAAAUGUUAUUUUUAACUCUUAUUUUUCAACUGAUGAUUUGAAUUAUAAAAUCAAAAUGAAAGUAACUCGCACACCUUACUAUAUGUAUAUAGCAAUGAUGGCGUCAUCAAUAAGUUGACUUCUCAAAUUUGGAAAG